This is a messenger RNA of Nematocida parisii ERTm1, 276 nucleotides long. RefSeq lists its product as uncharacterized. Bases 1 to 276 code for a protein of 91 amino acids. Lineage: Eukaryota; Fungi; Microsporidia. The transcript has a single exon. The record is from RefSeq and is a predicted model, not a curated record.
AUGCUUGAGACUAGUGGAGACAUAAAAGUAACUUUCUCUUUAAAUAGCAUUCAAGAAGAAAAUUCCAUAUGUAUAGAUGAGUAUUUGGAGCAAGGUAUAGAAGAUGAUCAAGAUGAUAUAGAACUAGGUCCCUUUGUAUCUUCAGAAUCAUUGCCUAUGGAUUUUUACACUAUUUCGCAGAUUAGCAAAAAUAAGAACAGGCAUACUGCCUUUUCUAUUUAUCAGAAAAAAGAAAGUAUAUUGUACGAAACUAUACUGAUUACAAACCAGUGGUGA